AUGUCACGUGACUUUGUGGCAGUAUUGUGCAGGAAGACGAAACGUAUUGUGCGCAAAGACCUCUUCGUGGAAGAUGGUAUGAUUUCAGACCCCCAAUAUGUACCCAUUGAAUACCCCAUCAAACCCGACUCUCUGAGUCAGCUUCUUGUUAGGACAACAGCUGAUCAUCUCAUAUACCUUUUUGAACAAGGUGUUGAUACAGCUCCUGACAAGCCCAGGGCCAGUGGCGAAAUCCAGGCUAGUGACCCAACAAUAGCAAGGAUGGAACAGAUAAAGACCGGGGGCCUGCCGUUUCUCAGCUAUUGGAUGACCAGACCGCCCGAGGCUCCUUUCAAAGAUCCGGUUAUCACCAUGGAUUCCAUUUACCUCUCUGUUCAACGAGCUUUUGACACUUUUCCUGAAGAGGUGGAAAAAUGCAAAGCUAGAGGAACAGAUACAACAGUUGAUCCUCAAGCUUCCAGUACAGGGAAAGAGACAGUGUUCAGUGUUUCAGAGGACAGAUUUCCUUAUAUGGCCCUUGCAGCUCACCUGCAGACUCUUUCCAGUGAGACAUACCCUUGGGUGAUACCUGUCAUCUCCUAUGUAACAGCAAAAGGAGAGUCGCUGGUCAAACCAGCCACUUCCUUGCCGCCUGAACAGCUUCCUGAAUAA
Molecule: messenger RNA, 651 nt
Organism: Tremella mesenterica DSM 1558
Lineage: Eukaryota; Fungi; Basidiomycota; Tremellomycetes; Tremellales; Tremellaceae
Exons: 2
Coding region: 1-651 (216 amino acids)
Source: RefSeq, a predicted model, not a curated record